AUGAUUAAAUUUAUGUUUCCAUUAGUUGUUCUUGUUUCGAUUACACUUCAAUAAUAAUUAACACAUUAAACGUUGAGACCUUAGAAGUUAAAUUAGGAAUUUCUAUCUGAAAGAAUGGACUGCAAAUCUAAUCUAUCAAUAAUUAGUGAUAUUUGUAAUAAUUGCAAAGCAAAUCAUGCAUACCUAUUAGAUGAGGAGAAUUGGCUAAUUAUUGGAGUAUAUCAUGAAUUUGGUAAAGAAUAUAAAGAAUUGAUUGAAUCGAUCUAAAAGUAUUACUAGAAGGGUGUCAUUUAUGCAACCUUUAAUUCUGAAUUUAUUUGUUUAUCUAUCUCAGAUGCAAAUGUAAGUUUAGAAGAAUUUUUACAUAAAAUGUACUACUAUCAAUUACCAAAGUCAUUUUAUCCAUUAGACAAACGUCUGUAAAUUGUGUUAAAUGUGAAAUAGAUGUGA
Messenger RNA from Paramecium tetraurelia, 450 nucleotides. RefSeq lists its product as uncharacterized. The record is from RefSeq and is a predicted model, not a curated record. Lineage: Eukaryota; Ciliophora; Oligohymenophorea; Peniculida; Parameciidae. The transcript is spliced from 3 exons.